AUGUCGAAUGUCACAUUCCCGACGCCCUCUGCGAGGAUAAAGAAGAGGGCCAUAAUCUUCGUCCUGACCAUCGACACUCGGAAUAAACCACCCACUUUAAGACCACAGCCAACUUUUUGCACCCUCUUCUUUGUCGCUAUGGUUAUCGAAGGCCUUCCUCCUCGUGACGUCACCUGCUUUCUCAGCUACUUCGUUGACCAAAACCCAUACUUCUACGUCGCCGACCCUUCCGAAGGCGUUCCUCGAACGACCCUCGAUGAGAACUUGAAGCCAUGCGAUGAUACCAUUCACGACGCACGCGGCAAAAAGGACUCACUCUCACUCGAUACCACGGGCUUCGCGUCCAUUCGCUGGUCCAGCAUGAAGAAGACCUUCGGAGAUGAGGAGGCUAUCAAGAGUUGA
Molecule: messenger RNA, 402 nt
Organism: Coniophora puteana RWD-64-598 SS2
Lineage: Eukaryota; Fungi; Basidiomycota; Agaricomycetes; Boletales; Coniophoraceae
Exons: 1
Coding region: 1-402 (133 amino acids)
Source: RefSeq, a predicted model, not a curated record